UCUUGAACCCAUCAGAAAAAUUCACACACAGUCACACACAACAGAAAAAAAUCUCCACCCUCUUCACAAAACACAAACCUCUAAUCCUUCCAUGAAAUUCCUCUCACAAUCACUCUAAUUUCUUACAAAUGGAAACCAUUCUCUCUCCUCCCACAUUCUCUCCACUUCUCAACCCCAAACCUUCAUCUACUAGAUCAUUUCUCUCUCCUUGUUUCCAACCCAGAUCAAAUUCUUUACCCUCUACAAAACCCAUAUCUUAUUCCCUCAAAAAGCACAUUUCUUUACCUCAAAAAUCAUCAUCUCUUUCAAUACCCAAUAAUUGGUUAUCUCCCAUUCAACAUGGAUUAACAGCUCUUGCUCUGUCUUUAGCUCUUAAUUUUUCACCCAUUUUGCCAAGUGGACUUGCUAAUGCUUCUGAGUUUGAUGUUGUUAAUGAUGGACCACCUAAAGAAUCAUAUGUUGUUGAUGAUGCAGGUGUUCUUAGUCGUGUCACAAAAUCUGAUCUUAAAAGAUUGUUGACUGAUUUAGAGUCUAGGAAGAAUUUCCGUAUUAAUUUCAUCACAGUUCGCAAACUUACUAGCAAAGCUGAUGCUUUUGAGUAUGCUGACCAAGUUUUGGAGAAAUGGUACCCAAGUCUUGAGCAAGGUGAUAACAAAGGGAUUGUUGUCCUUGUCACUAGCCAAAAGGAAGGGGCAGUUACAGGCGGACCUUCAUUUGUCAAGGCUGUUGGAGAAAGUAUUCUUGAUGCAACUGUGUCAGAUAAUCUUCCUGUAUUAGCAACUGAAGAGAAAUACAAUGAAGCCGUUUAUAGCACUGCCAAGCGGCUAGUGGCUGCUAUUGAUGGUCUUCCAGACCCUGGUGGCCCAAAGUUCCAGGAAAACAAACGAGAGUCCAACUUUAAGACCAAGGAAGAGACGGAAGAAAAACGAGGGCAAUUCAGUCUCGUGGUUGGUGGUUUGUUGGUCAUUGCAUUUGUUGUCCCCAUGGCACAAUACUAUGCAUAUGUUUCAAAAAAAUAGGUUGUCUAUUGAUGCAUGCUCUAAGGUAACUUGCCAUCUUUUUGCAUUUUUGUAAAGUAUAUGUACAAACACAUAAUUGCCCAAACCAAAUGUUUGACCAUGUAAACAACGGAUUGAUGAGGUAGUCCUAUACUCCUAUUUUGAGGGGCUAUGAGAAAAUCCAUUAUGACGAGAAAGAGUCAUGCAUGAAUAUUCUUUUUUCAA
Beta vulgaris subsp. vulgaris (sugar beet) is the source of this 1223-nucleotide messenger RNA. RefSeq names its product UPF0603 protein At1g54780, chloroplastic. The record is from RefSeq and is a predicted model, not a curated record. Lineage: Eukaryota; Viridiplantae; Streptophyta; Magnoliopsida; Caryophyllales; Amaranthaceae. The coding region runs from base 129 to 1019 and encodes 296 amino acids. The transcript is spliced from 3 exons.